This is a messenger RNA of Astyanax mexicanus (Mexican tetra), 7688 nucleotides long. It is a transcript of the gene ndst1b, whose product is annotated as N-deacetylase/N-sulfotransferase (heparan glucosaminyl) 1b. The transcript has 17 exons. NCBI's taxonomy places the organism in Eukaryota, Metazoa, Chordata, Actinopteri, Characiformes, Acestrorhamphidae. The record is from RefSeq and is a predicted model, not a curated record. Bases 981 to 3641 code for a protein of 886 amino acids. Gene Ontology annotation, cellular component: Golgi apparatus. Gene Ontology annotation, molecular function: heparan sulfate N-sulfotransferase activity; deacetylase activity.
GUAAAGGGAGGAAAUGAUCUUUUUGUUGAUCGCCUGAAGCUGGAGGAGCUGCAGAGUCUGUAACCCGCCGCCUGCUGUACAGGAGGACUGAUACAGCUCACAGUGUAAACAAAAGACCCCGAGUACAGUGGAGUUUGUAGCGGAGAGCCGGGGCUGCUUGGAACAGAGGGAGAGAGGGAGGACUGAUCUGUGGCUCUACCAGCAGGAAAACCUCUCUACACUUAAACCGCCGGGACGCCCCACUUCUGCUGCUUCUUCUGGAGUCAGAGGAGACGCAAGCGCACAGAUGCAGCUUUAAUAUCAUUCAUUUCCUACUGGAUAUAUUCAUUCACUGCUUUAUCUACAAACACCCCGCUGCUGCUGCUUCUUCUGACGGAGACUCUGAACUGGAAUGCCUGCGGCGACUCGGUCUCCAGCACAAAUCCGGAACUCAUCCGAGGGCAGUGGCUUUUGAUGAGAUCUAAGAAGAAGGACCUCCAGCGCACACGCUCAGCAGAAAGGAUCCAUGAGAACCUAGGCUAGACUACUUUGGGCAUGAUCCGCCUGGAGAAAUUGUCUCUCCGAAAACAGUUUGCCCUUCAGAAGUCAUCUUCACCUCGCCUCCGGGCCGUCUUUUGUUCCACGCUGGCUCUGAAGAUAAGGACUUAGAGAGGGCAGAGCAGGAGGGGUGUCGAGGUGUUGGGCAGGGGGCCACUGGCACACGAGGAGGGGGCAGCGCACUUCUCUGUAGGUGAGUGGGAGCCCGUCCUCGCACAUGCCGUCCCCUGCCCACACCGGUCCUGCCGCCCUCUGCAAUGGUGACAUGACAGCAGACGCCGCGGAGGACCUGUGCUUCACACCGUCGCCUUGUCUGCACCGCUUGUCAGAUGCUGUAAAUUGUUUUUGAAUAGAGGACAGCGUGUGUAGGUGUGUGUAUGUGUAUGUGUGUGUGUGAGUGAGCGCAUGUGUGUGCGUAAACUCAUCCGAGGGGCCGCAGGGUGAUGAUGUUGGUGUGUGGACGCAUGAGGCGGCUCUACCGGCAGCUCACGCUGCAGACCAGCCUACUGCUGCUCUUCCUCUUCUGCAUGGUCAGUGUACUCAUCUCAGCCUACUUCCUGUAUGGGGUCAAGCGGGAGCUGGAGCCCGCGGGGGUCGGGGGAGUGGACGGUACUGAGGAGGGCACCCCCGACUGGGAGGAUCCACAAGCGACCCCCUCCCCACCGUCCGCCAGGGUUCUUCCCGCAAGAACUGCCAAACCUGCAGACACGUCUCGCACCGACCCCGUGGUGCUGGUGUUUGUGGAGAGCCUGUACUCUCAGCUGGGCCAGGACAUCGUGGCCAUUUUGGAGUCAGGGCGCUUUCGAUACCAAACGGAGAUCGCCCCCGGCAAGGGCGACAUGCCCACGCUUACGGACAAGAACCGCGGCCGCUUCACGCUGGUCAUCUACGAAAAUAUACUUAAGUACGUCAAUUUGGACGCCUGGAACAGGGAACUGCUCGACAAGUACUGCGUAGAGUAUGGAGUGGGCAUCAUUGGCUUUUUCAAGGCCAAUGAGAACAGUUUACAGAGUGCCCAGCUGAAGGGUUUCCCCCUCUUCUUACACUCUAAUCUGGGCCUAAGAGACUGCAGUGUCAACUCCAAGUCCCCCCUGCUGCUCAUCACUAAAGCCCGCGAGGUGGAGCGUGGGCCCCUUCCUGGGGAUGACUGGACCGUUUUCCAGUCCAACCACUCCACCUACGAACCUGUGCUUCUGGCCCGGGGCCGGACGGCCGAAGCCGGGGGUACGCCCGGACCCCUGCAUGCAGCGGUGGUCCAGGACCUGGGUCUUCACGAUGGCAUUCAGCGAGUGCUCUUUGGGAACAAUCUGAACUUCUGGCUGCACAAGCUGGUGCUGGUGGAUGCUGUGAGCUUCCUUACAGGCAAGCGGCUGUCCCUAGCACUGGAGCGCUACAUUCUGGUGGACAUUGAUGACAUCUUUGUGGGCAAGGAGGGCACGCGAAUGAAGGUUUCUGACGUAAAGGCCCUACUGGAGACCCAGAAUGAGCUGCGAAUUCAUGUACCCAACUUCACCUUCAACCUCGGCUUCUCUGGAAAGUUCUUCCACGCUGGCACUGAUGAGGAGGAUCUGGGUGAUGACCUGCUGCUGUCCUACAGUAAAGAGUUUUGGUGGUUUCCUCACAUGUGGAGCCACAUGCAGCCUCACCUCUUCCACAACCACUCAGUGCUGGCCGAACAGAUGCUGCUCAACCACAAGUUCGCUGAGGAACAUGGCAUCCCCACCAACAUGGGCUACGCUGUAGCUCCUCACCACUCUGGUGUCUACCCCAUUCACAUGCAGCUGUACGAGGCCUGGAAAAAGGUGUGGGGCAUCAAGGUGACCAGCACAGAAGAAUACCCCCACCUCAAACCUGCCCGCUUCCGCAGAGGCUUCAUCCACAGUGGCAUUAGCGUGCUACCCAGACAGACCUGCGGCCUCUUCACUCACACCAUCUUCUACAAUGAGUACCCUGGGAGUCCAAAAGAACUGGACAAACUCAUCAACGGAGGAGAGCUCUUCCUCACUGUGCUGCUCAACCCUAUCAGCAUCUUCAUGACCCACCUCUCCAACUACGGCAACGACCGCCUGGGCCUCUACACCUUCAAGAACCUGGUGAAGUUCGUCCAGACCUGGACCAACCUGAAGCUGCAGACACUGCCACCCGUGCAGCUGGCCCAGAAAUACUUCCAGAUCUUUCCCGAGGAGAGGGAUCCCAUCUGGCAGGACCCCUGUGAGGACAAAAGACACAAAGACAUUUGGUCAAAAGAGAAGACCUGCGACCGCUUCCCCAAGCUGCUCAUCAUAGGCCCACAGAAGACUGGAACGACUGCACUCUAUCUCUUCCUGGGCAUGCAUCCUGACCUGACCAGUAAUUACCCCAGCAAGGAGACCUUUGAGGAGAUCCAGUUCUUCAACGGUCGUAAUUACCACAAGGGCAUUGACUGGUAUAUGGAAUAUUUCCCCCUGCCCUCCAACACUAGCUCCGAUUUCUACUUUGAGAAAAGUGCGAACUACUUUGACUCAGAGGUGGCGGCCCGGCGAGCAGCAGCUCUUCUUCCCAAAGCCAAGAUCAUCACCAUCCUCAUCAACCCAGCCGACAGGGCCUACUCCUGGUACCAGCACCAGAGAGCUCACGACGACCCUGUAGCUCAGAAGUACACCUUUCAUGACGUCAUAACCGCUGGCCGUGAGGCCCCCAUCAAGCUAAAGGUGCUUCAGAGUCGAUGUCUGGUGCCUGGCCUGUACGCCACACACCUUCAACGAUGGCUCAACCACUACCAUCCCAGCCAGAUCCUGGUUCUCGAUGGUCAGCUGCUGAGGACAGAGCCCGCGGCAGUCAUGGAUAAGAUCCAGAAGUUUCUUGGCCUCACGAACGUGCUCAACUACCACAAGAUCCUCGCGUUUGAUCCCAAGAAGGGCUUCUGGUGCCAGCUGCUGGAUGGUGGGAAGACUAAAUGUUUGGGGAAAAGCAAAGGGAGGAGGUAUCCUGACAUGGACGUGGAUUCACGCAGCUUCCUGAGAGAACACUACCGCGAGCACAACAUCGAGCUGUCCAAGCUGCUGUAUAAGAUGGGUCAGCCGCUGCCCAGCUGGCUGCGAGAGGAGCUGCUCCACAGCAGGUAGCCUGAGAAGGGCGCAGGGUGCAACAUAGAAACGGACAGACUCGCACACGUCCCUGCGCUCCAGAGGGCACUCUACCUCUCCAACCCUGCCCCUUUCCCUACACGGAAUCUCAGCUACUGUACCUGGAUAAGCCUAACCCGGGGCAGCCCACGAAGGCUCUCUCCCGCACUGGGCUGGAGGGGGGUGUGGGCUCCAGGAGGAGAGGAAAAGAAACGGAGACGAAAAUGCUGGGGCGGAGUGCCCCAAGGGUGACACUCGGGUCCCCUUUUGUUCUUGCAUUUCUUGCGUUUCGUUCUUUGGGAGAGCAAGCAAGCAAGCAAGAGUGCCCAGGAAUGUUUUGUCGGUACACGCACACACUGAGUGGGAGCUUCAAAAGAAAAAAACUUUCAUUUAACAAUUUUUCCUUUUUUGUUUUUUGUUUUCUUUCUUAUUUUAUUUUAUUUUUGUUUUAAUUCUCUUCCUGAUUGUACGUGUGUGCGCACAUGUAAGAGUUCAGCUCUACGUCGUCAUCGUCAUCGUCGUGAGUCACAGACACCUUCACACAUGCACAUACGAUUAUAGAGAAGACAUAGAAAAGGCAAAAGGACAGGCGAGAGAUUUUAUAACUAGAAUUUUAGAAUUGUGCCAGUCUGGACCGCACAGAGACCAAUAAACAAGGACGAACAAGUGCCAGGGGUGGAACCUUCAGCUCAGACUGCAUUAUUAUUUUUUUAUUUUGUUUAAUUGUUAUGGGUCAACUGUUUAAACAUUCUUUCAUUUUCAUUUCAUGUUGUGUUGCAGAACUAUUCAACUGUCAUUUCUGUAGGUUAAUUGUUUUUAUUAUUAUUUUUAUUUCCUUUCAGUGUGAGCCCAUGCAUUACAUCUACCCACUAGGAUGAAAUGUGACAUGGAGAUGAAUUUAGUUUGGAGAUAUUUAUGGCGUUAAGUUGCAAACCGUGGUACUUUUUAAUAAUAAACAAAAUAAGCUACAUCCAGAAUAAAUGUGAGUGUAAAUAUGGACAUGUAGAGUACCUGGAUAUCCUGAUCCGUGCAGUAAUUGCCUUAAUGCAACGCUAUUCAUUUGAAUUAAUUUGUCAAUGAUAUCCAUUACCGGAGGUAUUUUCAGUGUGCUUAGAGGGGGUGGUGAUCUCUUCGCUAGUCCAAAGACGAUCAUCAACAUCUUUAGCAUUUCAUUGCAGGUCCCAGUGAAGCCAGUAAAGGUUCCCAAUGGAGCCAGUGUUUUACAGUACAGAGUAUUACUGCUCCCCCUUUCAUUAUUUCAUUAUAAUAAGUUAAUGUUUUUCCACCUUUUCAAGAAUGUUUGUAUACUACUUGACCCUUUCUUUAUUAUUAUUAUUAUUAUUAUUAUUAAUGCCACAAAUGAUUGUCCCAGCAUAUCAUAUGUCACGUCACAUGUCUGUGAACAGCUCGGGUUGGUCAUUGGGAUGUGUCAAAGAAUGUAUUGCUUCCUUUGGGAGAGACACUGGCAUUGUGAGGGUUGUCUCAUUGAAAUGUGUUUUUUAUUUUAUUUUAUUUACCAGUUAUGGACUGCUAAUACAGCAUGUAAGUUACACCCAUGAAUGUAAGCAUGGACAUUUUUAUUACAGAUAUGAAAGAUAUGCCUUUUUAGGGGCAAUCAAAGUAGGCAGUGGAAACAUGCAUACAAUACAAGCUCCUGUUCCUCACAUUGAAGUUGGAUAGAUUUUUUUUUACUUUUUUUAUUUUUUAUUUUUUUUGCUGCUGUAUUUACAGUAAUGAAAAACUUCAGUCAUUUUUUUAUUUGUUCAUUUUUUAUGGUUCCUCUUUCAUUUGGGUCUUUUUCCACUUCUUUUUCUGUUAGUGUUUUAGAUUUGUUUUUAUAUGGACACUUUUUUUUUUUUUAGACUUUGACUGUCAUGCUUAGCUCAGCCACUGUUGAACUUUUAGUGUCUUUGAUGUAACCUACACUAUAUGGACAAAAGUAUUGGGACACCUACACGUGCGUUUGUGUCAUCCCAUUUUAAAUCACUAAGCAUUAUUUUGCAGUCAGUCCCCUUUGCAGCUCUAACAACAGCAGGUGUUUCAGACUUUUAUGCACUGUGUGCAUUGGAGCACUCUGAGACCCCACUCUGUAAUUUUAUGGUCUGCCACCUUGUAUAUAGCUACAAUAUAUCAUUUUAGUAUUGUUAUUUCAGUGUACAAAUGCACAAUAGUCACAUUACUGGGCAUGCAGUGUAACGUUAGGUAAGUUAGGCCAAACAUAUCAUAACACAACUUGAUUGAUACAAAAAAAAAUCUACUUAACAUUUGCCAGAGACACAUUAUAUUUCACUCACUCACAAAUAAUUUAUUGUACUACAGUAUUUGAUACACACAUGCCAUUAUUAAUAUCAGGCUGGAUUACUAAGUUAUAGAGAAAUGUAUUGACAAUUUCAGUAUUUUUAGUAUCGCUAUAUACAGCUCUGGAAGAAAAUUAAGAGGCCUGAAUCAGUUUCUCUGAUUUUGCUAUUUAUAGGUAUAUGUUUGAGUAAAAUAAACAUUGUUGUUUUAUUCUAUAAACUACAGACAACAUUUUCUUCCAAAAGAAUUUUGUAAUUUAGAGCAUUUAUUUGCAGAAAUUGAGAAAUGGCUGAAAUAACAAAAAAUAUGCAGUGCUUUCAGUGAGUUCAGAAAUCAAUAUUUGGUGGAAUAACCCUGGUUUUUAAUCACAGUUUUUAAUGCAUCUUAGCAUUUUUUACUCCACCAGUCUUACACACUGCUUUUGGAUAUAUUUAUGCCACUCCUGGUGCAAAAAUUCAAGCAGUUCAGCUUGGUUUGAUGUCUUGUGAUCAUCCAUCUUUCCUCUUGAUUAUAUUCCAGAGGUUUUCUAUUUGGUAAAAUCAAAGAAAUCCAUCAAUUUUAAGUGGUUUAUUUUUUUUCAAGAGCUGUAUAGCAGAACAAGAUAAUUGAUACCAUUGUGUACUGCAUUGUACUGUAUCGAUUUUCAAAGAUAUCAGUAUCUGUUUGACUUUACACCCCACUGUUCUGAUUGCAUUAAAAAAGUAAACUUUUUUUAUAUCUUUAGUCACCAAAAAGUAUUACAGUAAUUUAGAAAGCCUUUUAAAACCACCCACUCCUUUACAGAUGCUUAUAAACUGCUUAAUUUUUAUUUUAAAAUGUGCUUAUUAUUUAAUAAUAAUGUUAAAUGUUUAAAGGGUAUGUCCCAAUACUUUUGUCCAUGUAGUGUAUUUUAGAGCAGUGUGCAUCUCAGUGCCCUUCUAACCUGUAUUGGAAUAUACUGUCCUGUAACCUUCAUAUCAUAGAUGAUCACAUUUCUGUAUUUCUAUACAAUUGUUACACUGACAUGCCAAAAGUCAUGGGAUGGCAUUAUGCAAACUGAUCAUGAAGUGUUAUUUCAGGAUAUGGAUUGGGACCGUCCACACCUGCAGAGGUUUUGUGAGUGUUUAGCAUUCCUCGAUCCACAUGGUCACAUGGGUACUGAGAUACGUCAUCAAAGGCAUUACCUCCCAAAGUGGACAGUGCAGUGGGUGAUAAUGACUAGAAGUGUUCAUGUGAACAGAUAAACAUCUGGCAGAACUUGCACACACAUUCAGUGCAGGAGGCCCACAUGCAUAUCUUGCAGAUCAGUUCAGCAUUCUUUACCUUGUGUAGUGAGCAAAAGUCAUGGGACACGAUACUAUUUGAUCUUCUGAUUUAAAUCAGUACAAUGUGAAGGUGAAGGGGCACUGAUCCUAGCAGACUCAAGCUCUGUGCUUGAUAUAGAAAUGUCAAUGAUGUGCUGAUUUCACCGCAUGGCAUUAUUUUCCAUUUCAAAUCCUCAUUUUUGAAUUUAGACACAACAGUAUUUCUCAUUGGUCUUUCUUUCCUGUAUUGCAGUCUGUACCUGUACAAUCUAGCUCUUUCUUUAUCUCACAGUGCGAUGCUUCACAAGCAAAGUGUUGUUGUUGUUUUUUUUUUUAUUCCCUUUUCUUUCAUUCUUUGACCAAUAACUCUGGGAGAUGGUUUCUUACCUUCUGUUUAUCUGUGGAGCUCAAAAGCUGACACAUAUUUAAGUAUUUGAAUCAGAUUGAUUUUUUAUAUAUAUAUAUA